Molecule: messenger RNA, 1585 nt
Organism: Armigeres subalbatus
Lineage: Eukaryota; Metazoa; Arthropoda; Insecta; Diptera; Culicidae
Product: cytochrome c oxidase assembly protein COX15 homolog
Exons: 4
Coding region: 227-1510 (427 amino acids)
Biological process (GO): heme A biosynthetic process
Cellular component (GO): mitochondrial inner membrane
Molecular function (GO): oxidoreductase activity, acting on NAD(P)H, heme protein as acceptor
Source: RefSeq, a predicted model, not a curated record
AUGGAAUGAAACGUCAAAACAAAUUGUUUCGCAAUCAGUUUGUAGAGCCGGUGAUUCAAGUUCGAGGGUAUCAGUGGUAUCAAGUUUUAUUAGUUUUGUUAGUUUUAUUGCACUGCAAAUUAAUUCUGAUCUCAUCCCUCAAACUUUCGGGGAUUUUCUGUAAUAUUAAUAUUGUCGAGAAGUGGCGUAAAACAUUUUAUUUGAAGUGCAUUUCCAUUCCAAAAUCAUGCUGAAUUACCUCCGGUUAGCAACUCCUCACGUUCGUGCCACCGUGAAUUCGUCUAGUCCCGUUUGGAAAAAUCUAACUGCAUGUCGAUCGUUUGUGACCGGAAAUGCAUUUGGCCGUAGUCCGAACCUUCUUCAGAAUGUUAAAAAGGCAAAUAUCACUACACCGGGUCGCAUUCUGCGCACAUCGCUGACACGGUACUGCACUAAACCCGACGUCACAGAAAAGGGUCGCAAAGCAGUUGGUUAUUGGCUGCUCGGAUGCAGUGGAAUGGUCUUCGUAGCCGUCGUAUUAGGUGGUGUGACACGACUCACUGAAUCGGGGUUGUCAAUGGUCACGUGGAAAUUGUUGGGCGAAAAAAUGCCUCGAUCUCAACAGGAAUGGCAGGAGGAAUUCGAGCGUUAUCAGCAAUUUCCAGAAUUUAAAAUCAAGAACAAAGACAUGACUCUUAGUGAAUUCAAAAUGAUUUGGUUCAUGGAGUAUGGCCAUCGCAUGUGGGGUCGUCUUAUCGGUGCAUUUUACGCAAUUCCGGCAGUGUAUUUCUGGUCCAGGGGUUAUCUGGAUCGGGGAAUGAAAAUUCGUACCGUUGCAUUUGGAGCUCUCAUAGCCGCUCAAGGACUGAUGGGAUGGUAUAUGGUCAAGUCAGGUUUGGAGGAUCGAUUCCAACAUGAAAGCGAUGUUCCACGAGUUUCCCAGUAUCGACUUGCCUCUCAUCUGGGAUUCGCAUUUGUUCUGUACACUUUAUUCCUAUGGUCCGCCUUGGAUAAACUCUUGCCGGCUCAGAAGCUGUUGGGUCAGAUUCCUGCCGCAACAUUCAAGUUCAAGGGACUUGCACAUGCAACGAAAGCAGCAGUAUUCAUUACGGCCAUGUCCGGUGCACUGGUGGCCGGCCUGGAUGCCGGUCUAGUCUACAACUCGUUCCCUAAAAUGGCAGAUCGAUGGAUUCCAAGCGAUAUCCUUGCCAUGUCCCCGACAUUGCGCAACUUUACAGAGAAUCCCACCACCGUUCAGUUUGAUCAUCGCGUUCUGGGCACGGCGACACUGACGUUGAUUACCGGAGUGUUUAUGCUGUCAAGACGACGAGUUCUGCCACCGAGGGCGUACACGGCAGCCACCGCCGUAGCAGCUAUGGGAUGGUUACAGGUUCUUUUGGGUAUUACAACAUUGCUGACGUACGUGCCAGUUCCGCUAGCCGCGAGUCAUCAAUCGGGUUCGCUGCUUUUGUUGUCGUUUGCAAUUUGGUUGACGCAUGAAAUGAAAAUGGUCAAGCGGUUACCGAAGUAGUAUGGUAAGUGUAAUAAGAUACUCAUUGUAGUAUAAUUUAUGAUAUAGAAACAACUAGUUUUCAAUAGAAAGAAA